This is a messenger RNA of Scophthalmus maximus (turbot), 1936 nucleotides long. RefSeq lists its product as uncharacterized. Lineage: Eukaryota; Metazoa; Chordata; Actinopteri; Pleuronectiformes; Scophthalmidae. The coding region runs from base 1354 to 1692 and encodes 112 amino acids. The record is from RefSeq and is a predicted model, not a curated record. The transcript has 4 exons.
UUACAUGCACACAAAUACUGUCACACAUAUACACAUACUUGGACAUGGCAAGGUUCAAAGAUAGAAAAAGUGUAAAUUAUUAAUGUCUUUUAUUCUUUCGUUUGCUUCCUGUUGGCUUCAUUUGUGUUUGAGCGAGAGUGGAAACAUUACACCGCGCAGACAUUCACGGGAAGUCUCCUGAUUUAAUGCAGCACCUUAAAAAGUAGAGACCCAAUGAAUUCUCUCUGGACCUUAUUUAAAAUUUCUGCGGUCUUAGAUUUGGUCUGUCUUUAAACCUCCUACCUAUUCUCUAGGUAUUGCUACAUGUGCAUAUGUGUAAGGGCUUCUUUUCACACUCUCAUUAUUGAUUCUAUUCAAUUUCCUGCACUGUAUGCGCUGUUUUGUUGUUUUUGUUGUUUGUUUGUUUUUUGCUUACUUGUCCAUUGACACAGCCUCCGAUAAAUUCACGUACAACAAACAGACAACAACAGUUGAUGUCACACAUUUGCAAAGUGCCUGGUGCAGAAACGAUGAACUGUGUAUGAGUUAAAACUGAGGUUAGGUCCCCACCCAGUGGAAUAAAUGUUGAUGUGCACAUAAUGAUUGUAUAUACAUUACACACGUAUUAAAAUACUUCUAUAUCCACAAAUAAAUAAUAAUAUAAUAUGUAAUAUUACAGAAGACACUGUAGAUAUAGGUUCAGUACAAGUCAGGCCUCUCAACAGCUACUUUAUACACAACCUUAUGAAAACAGUUGACAAUUAAAUUGUAUUUAGAUGGCACAGUUUUAGACAAUUUCAGGGCGAUCAGCAAAAGCAACAUUAAAAAUGCCAUUGCAUCAUAAAACUAAAACCUGAACAGAAAAAUGUUUACUGGAAUAACUGGGAAAUGACUGUAGGUUCGCUGCAUUGAGUUUAUGCAGAGUCCAGACAGCGCCGUCUUUAUGUUGGGUCUCACAGUCUGACUUGUUCCUGUGGGAACGAGCCAAAGAGUGUGUGUGUGUGUGUGUGUGAGUGUGUGUGUUUGGAUGGUCUGUCAGUGACCACCUUGAGUGGCCUACCUGAUGCCUGACUCUAUUCAUUACACUCUGGUUCCUGGGAAAAAUCUGUGAAAGAAGCUCUUGUUCUUGUUCACAUUCAUCUGAGAGAUGCUGAGCUCGGAAGACACUCAGACAUUUAACAGAGCAACAGCUCAGUGCUCACACUGCAGGUAAAUCUCAGAUUUUCCUCUAAUUUUUUUAUGUAUUUUUUUAGUUUUUCCUUCAUUUCCUUAUCUGUUAUAGAAAGAGCAAUUGUGUUUCUUUGAGAAAGAACCAGUUGAGAACUGAUGAAAAGAUAAUUGCAUGUAGAUAUUUCUGUGAACCUUGGCCUUUGAAUGUAUUCAACAGACAUGAAGUUUGUGAUCCCGUUUGCUCUUCUCAGUGGGAUUUUUGCUGCCCCCUUCAUGAAACAGGAGGAGGCGAAGCAAUUCAUCCGGCUGAAGAGACAGUCAGGACACUGGGACCCACACCACUCUCAGAACCAAUGGGGUUACACCGUUCAAGAACAGGCCAACGAGUACUGGACAGCCCUGCGGACAGAUGCUCAGUACUACAUGGACAUGAGCAACCUGAUGUUUGACAGCUCCGUGGCGACUGAAAACAACAGGCUGUAUAUGGAGAUGUUGCGCACUGCACAAGCUCACCUGGACAGCCAGACAGGUCGGAGCAGAUAGAGGAUGAAGAAGAGGAAAACCAUUGCUUUUUUAAUACUAUACUGUUCCUGUACAGAGGGCACAUUACAGUUCAAAACAGUUCUUGAUCUAUCUAUCUAUCUAUCUAUCUUGUAUUCGUGUUUUCUAUACAUUCAUAUUAAAUUGAUUGUUAAUUUGAAUUGUUUUUAUUAAAGUGUUCUUUAAGAAUAAUAUUGCCUGCGAUCAUAACAUUUUAUGUAAUAAAAAGUGUGCUUUUUUAUAGUUA